Trichomycterus rosablanca is the source of this 1519-nucleotide messenger RNA. RefSeq names its product glucose-6-phosphatase catalytic subunit 1a, tandem duplicate 2 (gene g6pc1a.2). Lineage: Eukaryota; Metazoa; Chordata; Actinopteri; Siluriformes; Trichomycteridae. Gene Ontology annotation, cellular component: membrane. The coding region runs from base 53 to 1123 and encodes 356 amino acids. The transcript has 5 exons. Gene Ontology annotation, biological process: gluconeogenesis; glucose 6-phosphate metabolic process. Gene Ontology annotation, molecular function: glucose-6-phosphatase activity. The record is from RefSeq and is a predicted model, not a curated record.
GAACCUCUGAGGUUAUCACAUCUCAGAGCUUCUUCAGUAAAGCUGAACCACGAUGAGCGCCGCGCUGAUGGACGCCGUGCACGGCUACGGCGUGAGCACCACGCAGUACCUGCAGACCCACUACAGAGACGCCCAGGGCUGGUUCCUCUUCGUCUCCUUCGCCGCAGACCUGCGCAACACCUUCUUCAUCUUCUUCCCCAUCUGGUUCCACCUCAGGGAAUCCGUGGGCAUCAAGCUCAUCUGGGUGGCUGUGGUGGGAGACUGGCUCAACCUGGUCUUCAAAUGGAUUCUGUUUGGCGAGCGCCCGUACUGGUGGGUCCACGAGACACCCUACUACACCAACGCAUCUGUACCUCACAUUCAGCAGUUCCCCAUGACCUGUGAGACGGGACCAGGUAGCCCAUCGGGUCACGCUAUGGGUGCGGCUGGAGUCUACUACGCCAUGGUCACCUCCAUCCUCGCCAUCCUGCUCAGCAAGAAGCAGACGUCACCCACCAAAGGGCUGUACUUGCGUGGAACCCUCUGGACUCUGUUUUGGACCGUCCAGAUUUGCGUCUGCCUCUCCAGGGUCUUCAUCGCUGCCCACUUCCCUCAUCAGGUCAUCGCUGGAGUUAUUACAGGUAUGAUCGUGGCUGAAGUCUUCAACAGACAGCGCUGGAUCUACCAAGCCAGCCUGCAGAGGUACUUCAACAUCACACUGUUCCUCCUCACCUUCGCCGUGGGCUUCUACGUCCUCCUGAAAGCCGUAGGCGUGGACCUGCUGUGGACUCUGGAAAAAGCCCAAAAGUGGUGCACCAACCCCGCCUGGGUGCACAUGGACACCACGCCGUUCGCCAGCCUGCUGCGCAACAUGGGCACGCUGUUCGGCCUGGGCCUGGGCCUGCACUCGCCGCUCUACACCGAGAGCAAGAAGAGCAGCAGCGCCCCCUUCAGGAUAGGCAGCGUCCUCACCACCCUGCUGCUGCUGCAUCUGUUCGACUCCAUCAAGCCGCCCACGCACACGGCCGCCCUCUUCUACCUGCUGUCGUUCUGCAAGAGCGCCGCCGUGCCGCUGGUCACCGUCAGCAUCAUCCCGUACUGCGUCUCGGGGGCUCUGAGUUUACCCAGCAAGAAACGGCUCUGAGAGAGCACCAGGAAGGUUCAGACCAACACGGUUCAGACGUGAGCAGGGGUCUUCAGGUUCAGGUUCUCACGCCGGAUCUUGAGGCGAAGUUUGUGGUUUUCAUUCACGGUUAGAAGAAGCAGGUCUGGAGCUCUGUACGAUUUACUGCUCAUGAUUACGGCGCACUGAGAACUGGCUCAGCGUCCGGUCCGUAUAGAUGAGAACUGAAAUGUAGAACUUUACGACUGAGAUAAAGAAGAGCGUUUGUCCAAACAAGAUCCAGGAGAAACUUCUGCCUUCAUCUCAGGAUUCCUUAUUAUUAUUAUUAUUAUUAUUUCUGUUAUCUAUGCUUGUAUGCUUCUUUAGAAUUCUAUUUUUGUGAGAAUUGUUAUUUUUAAUAAAACAUUUCAAAAAAGA